AUUUUUGUCCCAGUCCUCGGAAAUUUGUCGGGAAAAUUCCUUUUAUUUGUAUCAGAGCCUGCGUUUAAUUUACAGGGACUACUGAGGCCAUAAUGAGUGCAAUAGCGCAACAAGAAUCCUUGGUGAAGGAGAGUCUCUUUCAUUUUAUUACCAGAAACAUUCCCUCGGCCGAUUUAAAUGUAAUUGAUGAUAUAGUGCUCUCAUAUGUGAUUUCCAUUCUUGAAGAGGCUUCUCAAGACCCCUGCUUCGAUGUCGAUGGUUUCGUCGAGAUGAUGGCCGCCUACAUGCCGGAGUUCUCUCGCAUCGAAAGAGCACAAGUGAGCUCGUGGGUGAUUGAGCUAGAAGCUGAACUCUCACGUCGCGAUGAGACUGACUCACUCAACGAUGAUUCUGCAGGCAGCGACCGUAUCAACCUCACGCUGCAGAGCCUUAGCGAGAUGCUGCCUCCAGCGGCCCCGGCCAAGGCUGUUCGAUCCCACACCAACUCUGAGAGUUCUGAGGGAGCGGAGGGCGGUCGUCGUGCUCCUAUGAUGGAUGGUGAUGAACUCUCCGCUCAGUGCGGAGUGUUGCAGGAGAUGUUCCCGAAUACUUGCACCAUGGAGAUCAAGCACUGCGUGUCCAUAGCCAACGGUGACGUCGAACGCGCGGCCGCCACGCUGCUACACCGGCGCGAGCAAGGUCAAGCGCUGUCGGCGGCCGCCUUGCACACCGUGACGUCACGCCAGCCGCUGUGCGACGACAGCGAGCUCAAGAGCCGCAUCAUCGCGCGUUACUCCUACGUGGACAAGAAUUCUGACCAAAAGGAACACAAGCCGCUCGCUCCAAAGAUCGAGCCGAAGAAGAUGGUCCGCUAUAGAGACAACAAGAUCGUCUCGCUCAAGGGAGAGAGGUACACUGAGGUGAGUGGGAUAGAUAGAGAGAGAUAGGGGGAUAUACAUAGUCAGGAGAGAGAGAGA
Ostrinia nubilalis (European corn borer) is the source of this 956-nucleotide messenger RNA. RefSeq names its product CUE domain-containing protein 2. Bases 93 to 926 code for a protein of 277 amino acids. The record is from RefSeq and is a predicted model, not a curated record. Lineage: Eukaryota; Metazoa; Arthropoda; Insecta; Lepidoptera; Crambidae. The transcript has 7 exons.